GGCGCCAAUGCCUCGGCUUUGGAGAAAGAGAUUGGUCCGGAACAAUUUCCAGUCAAUGAGCACUAUUUUGGGUUGGUUAAUUUUGGGAAUACGUGCUACUGCAAUUCAGUUCUUCAGGCACUUUAUUUUUGUCGACCAUUUCGAGACAAAGUCUUAGCAUACAAGAGUCAACCAAGGAAAAAAGAGAAUCUCCUUACAUGCUUAGCUGAUCUUUUCCACAGUAUAGCCACCCAGAAGAAAAAAGUUGGAGUAAUACCUCCCAAGAAAUUUAUAACAAGAUUGCGAAAAGAAAAUGAGCUUUUUGAUAACUACAUGCAGCAGGAUGCACAUGAGUUCUUGAACUAUCUAUUAAAUACAAUUGCGGAUAUCUUGCAAGAGGAAAGAAAACAGGAGAAACAAAAUGGUCGCCUACCUAAUGGCAACAUUGACAAUGAAAAUAAUAGCCCACCAGACCCAACCUGGGUUCAUGAAAUCUUUCAGGGAACAUUAACUAAUGAAACCAGAUGUCUUACGUGUGAAACUAUAAGCAGCAAAGAUGAAGACUUCUUAGACCUUUCAGUUGAUGUGGAGCAGAAUACUUCAAUCACUCAUUGUUUAAGGGGUUUCAGCAAUACAGAAACUCUGUGCAGUGAAUACAAAUAUUACUGUGAAGAAUGUCGCAGUAAGCAAGAAGCACAUAAAAGGAUGAAAGUAAAAAAGCUGCCUAUGAUUCUAGCUCUCCACUUGAAGAGAUUUAAAUACAUGGAUCAGCUGCAUCGAUAUACAAAACUCUCUUAUAGAGUAGUUUUUCCUUUAGAGCUUCGUUUAUUUAACACCUCAGGAGAUGCCACCAAUCCUGACAGAAUGUAUGACCUUGUUGCUGUGGUAGUUCAUUGUGGAAGUGGCCCUAACAGAGGACAUUAUAUUGCAAUAGUGAAGAGUCAUGACUUUUGGUUGCUUUUCGAUGAUGAUAUUGUUGAGAAAAUUGAUGCACAAGCUAUUGAAGAAUUCUACGGGUUGACAUCAGACAUCUCAAAGAACUCUGAGUCUGGUUACAUCCUCUUCUAUCAGUCUCGGGACUGAGAGGGAACUGUAGUGAAGAGAGAUUUUAGUGUCUCACGUCUUCUCUAUCCUGGAAUGGAGCAAGCACUAAAGAGAAGGAAAGCAGGGAGCUCCGGAGGCAAUAGCACAGUUUGCACACAACUAAGCAAAGAGUUUGGGAUUCUUUAAACCUUUGUAUCAUUUUCAUUUUAUUUGCUCAGGUAUCAUGCUGACUACACAUCUCCACUUCAUCCCAUAAGCAAAAAGAGAGAUACCAGCCACUCUUGCAGGAGCUUUCAUUUGGGUAAUACUAUCUCUGUGGUCCUAGUUCAAAGCCCAUUAAAGUCACUGGAGAACCUUAAUGAACUUCAGUGGAAUUUGAAUCAGGUUCUAACUGCACUACCAGAUUGGUGCAGUAGGAGCAUUAGAAAUGUCUAUUUUAUAGAGACUUUGUGUUUAGAAGAUAAAGGACUCUUUGUGAAGUUAGUUAGCUGUGCUUAAGUUUGAAAAAUGAGGUGCAGAAGGUUAACAUGUAAGCAAGAAGAUAUAUCUGGGCCCAACACAAAUGCCUUCUUGAUGGUAGUAGUUUAACUGAA
Messenger RNA from Acanthisitta chloris (rifleman), 1616 nucleotides. RefSeq names its product ubiquitin specific peptidase 12 (gene USP12). Gene Ontology annotation, biological process: protein deubiquitination. Lineage: Eukaryota; Metazoa; Chordata; Aves; Passeriformes; Acanthisittidae. The transcript is spliced from 8 exons. Gene Ontology annotation, molecular function: cysteine-type endopeptidase activity; cysteine-type deubiquitinase activity. The annotation marks the transcript as partial. Gene Ontology annotation, cellular component: nucleus; cytosol. The record is from RefSeq and is a predicted model, not a curated record.